This is a messenger RNA of Hypomesus transpacificus, 5466 nucleotides long. It is a transcript of the gene dgcr2, whose product is annotated as DiGeorge syndrome critical region gene 2. Gene Ontology annotation, cellular component: membrane. The coding region runs from base 282 to 1913 and encodes 543 amino acids. Lineage: Eukaryota; Metazoa; Chordata; Actinopteri; Osmeriformes; Osmeridae. The transcript is spliced from 11 exons. Gene Ontology annotation, molecular function: protein binding. The record is from RefSeq and is a predicted model, not a curated record.
GUUUAGCUGGGAGGACGAAGCCAUCUUGUUUCAGAUCCGCUGUGGAACUAGGGGACAGGCCGAACCACAAGAUUGGGGAUAGAGUCAAUAUUAAGAAUGGAGUUUGGUGUCUGAUGAUUACAUUAAUUACGUCAUUUGGUUGAGUGUUGCCAAAGCUCUUACAGUAAUGAAUGUGAGUGGUUAGAUACUAUUUUUAGCGCUGCUAGGGUUGAAAGCCAACUCUGGUUCAAAGCUUGGGUAUAUUUAUUUCUGAGUAGAGAGUUAUUAUGAAUGGAGGAUAAAUGUUGCCAAAGGCGGACAGCAGUAGUUUCGUCAUUCUCUCUCUCCUCUUCGUCCUCACUGUAACAGAUCCACCACGGACAGGUCCACGGUUAGCUCUGGCAACAAGAUUAUCGUCAGAGCUCCGCUGCAACCCUGGCCAGUUCGCCUGCCGGAGUGGGAAGAUGCAGUGUAUCCCUAUGGCCUGGCAGUGUGACGGCUGGACGGCCUGCGAGGAUAAGAGUGACGAGGUGGACUGUCCCCCCACAAAGGAGGAGAGGUUCCGUUUUGGAAACGGCUUCGACCAGGUUGAAGAUGUCAUUGGUGUGGCCCAGCCUGUGCGUUUCAACAAGAAGUGCCCCACCGGCUGGCACCACUAUGAGAAGACUGCCAGCUGCUACAAGGUCUACCUGAAGAAUGAGAACUACUGGCAGGCAGUGGAAACCUGCCAUAAAGUCAACGGCUCGCUGGCAACCUUCGUCACCAAUGAGGAACUUCAGUUCAUCCUCAAGAUCGAGGUGGACUUUGACGAGAAAGUGUGUGAGCGUAGGGACCAGUGCAAGUUCUGGGUGGGCUAUCAGUACGUCAUCACCAAUCGGAACCAUUCUCUGGAGGGCAAAUGGGAGGUGGCAAAUAAAGGCUCCAUGCAAGUGUUCUUGCCUCCGGAGGGCCUGGCCAACUUCGAGGACGCGUCCCCCACUCAGGACAACGUGUUCUGUGCCCAGCUUCAGCGCUUCCAGAUCAAGAACAUGAACGAGCGGGGCUUGCACAGUUGGCACGCUGAGAACUGCUACAAGAAGUUCCCCUUCCUCUGCAAAAGGAGGCAGACGUGCGUAGACAUCAAGGACAACGUGGUGAACGAGGGCUACUACUUCACCCCUAAGGGGGACGACCCCUGCCUGAGCUGCACGUGUCAUGACGGGGAGCCGGAGAUGUGCGUGGCCGCGCUGUGCGAGAGGCCUCAGGGCUGUCAGCACUUCCGCAAGGACCCCAAGGAGUGCUGCAAGUUCACCUGCCUGGACCCAGAUGGGAGCAGUCUGUUUGACUCCAUGGCCAGUGGGAUGCGUCUGAUAGUCAGCUGCAUCUCGUCCUUCCUCAUCCUCUCCCUCCUGCUCUUCAUGGUGCACAGGCUGCGGCAACGCCGCCGGGAACGCAUCGAGACGCUGAUCGGAGGGAACCUACAUCAUUUCAACCUGGGCCGGAGAGUCCCAGGGUUUGACUACGGCCCUGAUGCCUUCGGCACGGGCCUGACCCCUCUGCACCUGUCAGACGAUGGGGAAGGAGGGGCCUUUCACUUCCAGGAGCCACCCCCACCCUACGCAGCCUACAAAUACCCCGACAUCCAACACCCAGACGACCCCCCGCCCCCCUACGAAGCGUCCAUCAACCCAGAUCGUAUCCUCUAUGUGGACUUGGGCCGUACCGUGGUUCCCAUGGUGCCCGGCCAGAUGAGCACCAUGGGAGAGGUCCUCCAAACAAACGUCCCCAUCGCCUCCGUCCCCGAGGCGUCCCCGGGGCCGUCCACCCAGGUGCGGGAGGACUCCAUUGACAGCAGCACCCUCCUGGUGGGUCCGGACACACCCACCGACGGACACGCCCCUGACUGCAGGCCUGCAGACUGCAGCAGCAUCUCCUCCCUCAGCACUGUGGUAUAGGAGCGGGGUAGGGGGGGCUGGGCAGACGGAUAGGAGACAGACCGGCCCGCCAUGCAGCUGCGGAGCAGAAACAGUAGGGAAGAGGUGGACGAGGGGCUAGGAGGUGUGGAUGAGGGACUAGGAGGUGGUGGUUCAACUGUUUUGACCACGACUGAAGAUGGACCAGUCUACUGCUCUCGACAAACUGGUUCUCUGUCUUUUUUUACGGCUGGACUGAAGGAGGCUUUGUUGUGUUUCCUGACUCACCAGCUACAGGUGACCUGGAUGACUGGUUGUCUGAACCUGGAGGUUGGAGCAGACCCUCCAAGUUCUCUAUGGACUGGAAGACAACCAGGAGGAAUGAGGGGCAGGGAGGAUUGCUUCUGCACAGAGAAGACUUAACACUAUACCAGGUUAUGAAGCUUACGCUUCAUGUUCUAGUUUAAAUUGGACUCAGAGUUUGAGUUUUAGCCUAAUGUACAAGGUUCCCAGCUGUAAAUACUUAGUCAGGUCUGUGCCUGGUAAAAAGAGAUGACGGAAGAAGAAUCCACACCAGCUUACGUGACAUUUUGCUUUGCGUCGUUAUAGGACAAACGUUUUCGGACGAGCAUCUUCUCUCUGACAGGGAAGGGAAAGACCAUGCAUUUUUCCUGCACCCCUUUUGAAAAGUUCCCUUUCCUCACUAAUGCUUUGUAGAGGUCUUCCGGGUUUAUUCACAAAACUUGGAUUGAAGAGGUUUUGUUACGAGGCUUGUUGACCUUGCAGAAGUCAUGAGGGACGCGGGGGGGAGGGGGGGGGGGGGGAGAAUGACACUCCUCCACAGCUGGGUGCUGGGUAGGUCAGGCGAGAGUGCUGUGCACACAAGACCAGCAAUAAUAAUAAUAUGUUUUUCAAUAGAGCAGGGGAAAGAAGAGUUAACAAACAUGAGUGACACAGAAACCAUCAAAAACACAGACCUCUACUUCACAGUUCAGUCUUUUUAUGACAUGCAACAUUGUACCCUGAUGUUGCGACAAAACAAAAAUAUGUGAAACCUGAGCUAUUGUGAGUUUUAAGGUAAAGUUGAUUUUUGUAUACUUUUAUUUAAUAGGAUAGGAUGUGGUGUUUGUUGUUGGAUUUGACCGUAGUUUGAUUACACACGAAGGAAAAUGGUAGCUGGCAACGCAAAUAUAGCUUCUAAUAAGAGUUAUUUUACUGUUAAUAUCCCAUCAUGGCAUUUACAUUUUCUAAUCAGUAUUUCUCUUGAUAAAUUGUAUUGAUUAUUGAUCGCCUGUUGAUUAUUUGUGCAUAAGUCUAAGUAUGCAUAGUCUUGUAUCAACACAACCUUUUGUAUGGUGAAACAUGUUGCACAUCUCAUGAUUUAGAUGUGGCAUUAUUGCUUUUUUGUAUUUGAGAAUGCCAAUUGAGUGAUGGUAUUUUGAAAUACAACAUGUUUUUGAACUGAAAUGGAAAAAGAUAGUUCCACUGAAAUGUAAGUUCCAUGAUCCAUUGUGUGUUUUCUUUAUUUCCCAAAGGUUAUGAAACCUGGUUUAAGAUUGUACCUUCUACCUUUCAUUUUUUAUAUUGUCUGGUAAAAAUGGCCUGGCAUUUGUCUGUAUUCCAUUUUUCUUUGCUUCAUAGUGAUGCACAUUACACCCUUCCCCCCCUCCCAAGAGACGACUUGGUUCCAAACUACAGAGAAUGUAUCAAAGUUACUUAAUUUAACCCCAUUAUGACAAUCACUUGAUACUCUUGGGACGCAAAGAGAUCUGGUUUAGCUACUUAGUUGUGCUUUUUCACCUGUGAAGUUGAAAGGUCAAAGAAGCAGAAAGGUUUCAAUGCCAGGCCUGUAUAAGCACAAAGGCUCCUAACAGGCAGGUUUUCAAGACAGCUGUGUAGAGGUCCCUCAUAGUACACCUCAUGUCUCCUGUAUGCUUUGUUGCAUCACCACCAAUACUUAAAAUGGUUUCAGAUCAGCUUUGAGAAUUGCAUCUGUGUGUGUGUAUGUUGGAAUGUGUAUGGUAUGUGACAUCAUCAUCUUUUGUUUAUCUAGUAGGUCUUCAUUGUAACAAUGUUUUUCUUUGUUUUUGUUUUUUUUCAGCAUAGACAAUCCGUUGUGGAUUAAUUAAGAAAAUCAUGUGUUCUCUAUCGUGGGAAAAGUAGUGUAUGCAUGUGUGUACAGGGGUAUGUCUCUUCAGGGUUGGAUCGCUGUUUUCUGGUUUGCGUGUUUUCCCAGCUAUUUUUCAGACCUACAGUGCAUGCUUUACAAAACAAUUAUGGGGCAUGCUAAGAGAACAUAGUUAAAAUUGUAGGCCUGUUACUUUAAAUAGAUCGUUCUCUGCUCGUCUUGGUCCAAGCGCAGACCUCAGAUGCUUGGCUACAGGUCUCUGUUCUGUAUGUUUUGGAAACCCAGCCCCACAUACAUGCCCCAACUUCUGCAUUCUCUGUACAGUGGUUCUGUCUUUACAAAUUGUGGAACAUCUUAGAAAAGAAGCUGAACACUUCCUUAGGUCUGUCAGUUAGAAUUAUUUUCUGUUGGCGUGUCAACUACCAGGUGGCACCUAAUGAGCGUAUUAGGCUACUGUAUUUUGGAGUUUAAUAUUUUUGGCAGGUUGAGGAGGUUAUAUUGCCCUCAUGACUGGAUGUUUGUCGUAAAUACUAUUGAUUUCUUUGGCAGUGAAAAUACCGGCAGGUACUAACAAUGACAUCCCAGAAAGGGAUUGUGUAGGAUAUUAAUACUUUAAACCAGAAAGUUUCUUGAAAAUAUGAAUGGUGGGAUGAGGCUGAAAUUGAUAAGUUUAGCUAAACUACGCAGAAAUUGCACCCCUAGUGGUGGGCAGUGCACUGCAGCGAUAUCCACAGUUUGUGAAGGGUAACUUCUACAAAACCACCUGUUUCAGUGAGAAACUGAUUUUAAUGCUUACCUACAGUGAAAUAAGUCAAUCCUGCAUCCAAUAUUUGGCUGCUGGCCUCCAUAUGGCGGUAUUGUAACUCUACCGAAAUGCACAUUUAUUGAAAAAUGAAUAACAGAGGUGAAACUGCUAAUGUGGGCCUAUUUCUUAAAGCUGCAAUAGGUAAAAUUAUUAAAUUCGAAUGUGAGAAACAGCGCCCCAAAUUGUCUAAACUUCUGCUUUGCUCUAGCUCGAGUUUGAUUGACAGUGGUUUGACAAAAUAAGCCAAGGAGGAAAGCCCACCUUGCUGAAGGUGAUUGGCUGGAACAGGAUUGCUGGAACAGAAUUGGCCCUGAAAGUAGCGAGUCUCCAAAAUUAGAAAUUGACAUUCCACUGGCACAGGGUUGCUUGUGUUACUAAAUGAAUAAGACGGCCUCAUUUUUUAUUUUUUUUUACUGAAAUAAUCUUACCUAUUGUAUCUUUAAAAGAGGAAUCCAUUAAUGUUGUUGAUGAGCUAUGGUGGUGUGAAAAAUACUUUUAAAUGGGUUUAAAACGUUUUACGUAAAAUGCAACAUUUAAUAGCCUACAUUUAGCUAUAUUUUAUAGCUUUUAACCCGAAAUGAUGCUUCAUUUGCAGGGGGCUUUGUGUUUUUUUUCUGAGGUAGACAUCUAAUAAAAUGCCAAAUAAAGUCCAUCAUGAAUAA